AUGGCAGACAAGCCAGACAUGGGGGAAAUCGCCAGCUUCAAUAAGGCCAAGCUGAAGAAGACCGAGACGCAGGAGAAGAACACCCUGCCGACCAAAGAGACCAUUGAACAGGAAAAAAGGAGUGAAACUUCCUAAAAGUCCAGACUGGAGGAUUACCCCACCCCACCCCGUCAUCUCCGAGACCCCCUCGUGAUGUGGAGGAAGAGCCACCUACAAGAUGGACGCAAGCCACAAGCUGCACUGUGAACCGGGGCACUUGGCGCCGAUGCCACCGGCC
Alexandromys fortis (reed vole) is the source of this 277-nucleotide messenger RNA. RefSeq names its product thymosin beta-10-like. Gene Ontology annotation, cellular component: cytoplasm. The record is from RefSeq and is a predicted model, not a curated record. NCBI's taxonomy places the organism in Eukaryota, Metazoa, Chordata, Mammalia, Rodentia, Cricetidae. Gene Ontology annotation, biological process: actin filament organization; regulation of cell migration. The coding region runs from base 1 to 135 and encodes 44 amino acids. Gene Ontology annotation, molecular function: actin monomer binding. The transcript has a single exon.